This is a messenger RNA of Phaeodactylum tricornutum CCAP 1055/1, 381 nucleotides long. RefSeq lists its product with no specific name. Gene Ontology annotation, molecular function: protein binding. NCBI's taxonomy places the organism in Eukaryota, Bacillariophyta, Bacillariophyceae, Surirellales, Neidiaceae. The record is from RefSeq and is a predicted model, not a curated record. The annotation marks the transcript as partial. The transcript is spliced from 2 exons.
UGUCUGUGGGGAGGUGUUGUCUGUAAUAGUGAGGGGUUUGUACAGCGUAUUGACAUUGAGCAAAAUGGAUUGACAGGAUCCCUCCCACGAGAGCUGGAGCAGCUGACGAGCAUGACGCAUAUGUUAUUGGAAGAUGGUCUGAUCUCGGGAGAAAUUCCUUCCGAGUUUGGCAACCUCGUAGAGCUACAAGUCCUCGAUCUCAACUUCAACAGUAUUUCUGGAUCUAUACCUGACGAGCUGUAUGGUCUAGUAAAAUUGCAGCAGUUGGACCUCAAUGACAAUAGGCUGGAAGGAACAAUCAGUACCCGGAUUGGUUUGCUGUCACAGCUUGCCUUCUUUCAAGUCCAUGGUAACAACAUGACGGGAACCAUUCCGAGCGAA